Ipomoea nil (Japanese morning glory) is the source of this 1115-nucleotide messenger RNA. RefSeq lists its product as uncharacterized. Bases 396 to 938 code for a protein of 180 amino acids. NCBI's taxonomy places the organism in Eukaryota, Viridiplantae, Streptophyta, Magnoliopsida, Solanales, Convolvulaceae. The record is from RefSeq and is a predicted model, not a curated record. The transcript has 3 exons.
CGAAGAUAUAUGAUCCCAUAUUUAAUAUGAGCUGCUCUAGGGGGCAUCCAUCUCUUUCACAAAACUGGAAUGUUAUUGGCCACUUCUUCCCUACCUCGAUCUUCCCAUCAUCAUCAUCACAUCCCCAGCAAAUACUGCUUUCAUUUCGAUCUCUGUGUAGUAAAACCCACAACCUUAAAAUUCUUCCUCGUCAGUACUAGGAUUCUAUUGUUGUUCUUAUCCACUUCAUCUUCAAUUCAAUUCUGGGCUACCCCCUAGUCUCAAGAUUCUUCUAGCUACCUAGCUCUUCAAGCCCAAGGUCUAUAAAGGGAGACAUAAACUGAGGGAGGGUGAGGGGCUGCAAGUGCCAAGAAAAGGGUGCUGAGAAACCCAGAAUUCUGCAGGUUUUUACUGCAAUGGAAAAGGUUGUUAAUCCAUAUGAUAAGGAAUCUAUGAAGAUGGCUAUGUUAAAGCAUGAGGAAACCUUCAGAUACCAGGUUUAUGAGCUUCAUCGUCUGUAUCGAAUCCAGAAGGGGCUAAUGAAGAACAUUGCAGAGCAGAAAAGGCAAGAAAGCCAGAAGGGUGCCAAGAAAGCUGCUAUUACCAAUUCAAAUUCCAGCAAGGGGACUGCAGAAGAAGAGUGCAUUGGGGAGUCUGGUGAUCUGGGAAUCGAAGACGACGAGAGCAAGCUGGAGCUGACAUUAGGCCCAUCGUGUUACAAUAAUCGCAGGAGGAAAGCAGCAGAGGCGGCUUCAGAUUCUGCUCUCAGCUUUUCCUCUUCCUCCUCAGAUUAUUCUAGCCAUGUAAGGAGGAGCAGUUCAGGGAAGGCUGCAGAGUCAAAUCUUGGUGAAAUCAAAAGCAGAUCCAAUGCUCCUCCUGCACAGCAGUUUACACAAGAUCAGAUGAAGAAGACCCACCCUCCUUGGCUUUUCCAGUUCUUGAGCCUAAACAUGACUUGAAGUUGAAGUUUGAAAAACAGAUGAUCAUAACAUGCUAGACUAGCUUCUGUGAUUGUUAAUUGUGUGCAGUUUUUUCUUCUAUCAGUAGAGCCUUUUUCACACUUGUCAAUUCUCCAUUUCUUUGCUUUACUAACACAGAUUGGAGCCAAGAAAAUGGCUCAGAUUUCAGCAGAUAAA